This is a messenger RNA of Chelonus insularis, 8620 nucleotides long. RefSeq names its product minibrain (gene mnb). Gene Ontology annotation, molecular function: ATP binding; protein serine/threonine/tyrosine kinase activity; protein serine/threonine kinase activity. Gene Ontology annotation, cellular component: nucleus. Gene Ontology annotation, biological process: peptidyl-threonine phosphorylation; peptidyl-serine phosphorylation; protein autophosphorylation. The record is from RefSeq and is a predicted model, not a curated record. NCBI's taxonomy places the organism in Eukaryota, Metazoa, Arthropoda, Insecta, Hymenoptera, Braconidae. The transcript is spliced from 10 exons. Bases 1905 to 3962 code for a protein of 685 amino acids.
GUGGAACUAAUCCACAUGGAUGUAGCUCCAUGUUUGCCCGAGAAAGCGAUGCGGUGUGCCCGCGGUUAGGGCGUGCAGUUCCUCGUGUUUCGUGAGCGCUCGUGGCAUUUUUUUAUCUGACGAAUAGCAGUCGCGUGUCUUGCGGACGACACUCGAUAAAUUUCGCAAGGUGGCUGUUGAACUAAUACAUUUGAUACAAUAAAGUGAGUCCGUACAAAAUAGUGACGACGUUAUAUGAUUGCGCGCAUUGGUGUGGUGCGAGGGAAGUUCGUCCGACCGUGUCGGCGACGCGGUACAUAGAGAGGUGAAUGCACGACGAGAGAGCCCCUUGUGUGUAUAUGAAUACGUGUGCUCGCGCAAGCAACAACAGCAAGUUAUCCAGCAACAUCAGCAUCAUAAUACAAAAGGAAACUCACCAAACACGUCCAAGUUAACACGAAAAAGUACGCAUCGAAUGUUUGCAGGGCUGAACCAAGCAAGCCAAGAGUAGACGACGACCCGAGCGGAGUUUGAUUUGAAAACGAGGCUGCUGUAAGCAAGAGUGAGAGAGUGAGUGUGGGAGAGAGAAAGAAAGUGACCAAGAGAUACGGGCAGUUGUGAAGGAAGAAGCAGUAGAGGCCAGAAGAACGCCAUAAACGGUGCUGCCCAAAAAAGUUGAUCAACAUUUGACAGAUCAACAUCCAAGUAUCUCGCUAAUAGCUAUCAUUCUGCACCGGUGAAAGUGGCAUCAGGCUACUUGCUGUCAGUGUUCACCAGCAGGGACGCGACGACUGUGUACCACGUGAUCGUUGUCAAGUCACACGCAGAAGAGCAUGCUAGUAUUGUUUCGAUACCCAUAACCUGAUUCACUUCUACCUACCAAUCACUACAAAUAAACUACAACAACAAACCGAGGCAAUCCACAUCUCACUCUCCACGGAAAUAAGUUAUUUUAGUGUUGUACAAGAGGUUGGAGAUGAAAAAAAAAAAUUGUCAAGUGUGCUGUGUAUGUUUUAAAAACACCUAGGAAAAUUAUGUGAAGUGAACAAAAGGUGGGCUAGUGAUUAAAUAAGCUGAUAAAUAGUGGGUACGAAGUAGUUGAAAAUUUUUUAGUGUUUGAUAAAAAUUCGUGAAGAUAAUUACGACCCGUUUUUUACAGGCGCAAGUAUUAUAUCGUCACGAUAUGUCGCCCAGCAGCUAUGUUUGGUGUUAAUGGCAUAAUGUUAUUUAAUAAAAAAUCGGCUGUAUCUUUAAUGAAACUCCAAGGAAAUUUUACAUUUAAGCAACUUCAAAAAGUGUUAGUGUCCACGUGUGAGCAUACAAGAGUUGUGGAUCUCACGAGUGUCAUUUUUGUGUCGUAGUUGAGAUCAAUCAAUCUUGUGUUCACUGAAAAGAGUUAUGAGUGUGUGCAUACAGUGAUGUUUAUUUACUUAUUUUAUAUGUGAAAAUAAAAGUUUUUUAACCCGGUAAUAAAUGAAGGAUUUUUUACAAAAUUAUUUUCACUGGAAUUUCGUCAUUUACUCAGACUUUUGAGAAGACUCUCUGUUUGAGGACGUGAGGAAGACUUGAUUACUCCCUGAAUCCUGUAAAUAAGAGCUAUUUAGUUCGUAUGCAAGCAAAAGCUGUGCGGGAGGGCGAAGGCCGUGGCCGGAGGUAUCGUCGAAGGAAGUUAUUUCCGCGACGAAGUAAAUCAUUGACGAAAUCAUCAAAUUUAAAAAAUAUUAAUCGGACUUUAAAAUCGUCAAACAAGUGAUUGGGAAUAAAUUAAGAAUCGUAAAGGGAAUUGUACUCGCCCAGGUGGCGGGUGUAGCUUUAAAAAAAGGGAAUAAUUAGAAAAGUGUAAAGAAAGUGGAGGAGGGCCUGAAGAGCCCCAUGUUGUGAGUCUCGAAGAUCUGCCAAAGGCAGCAAAAAGUGGGUCCGCUGACAUGGAGUAUGGCGGCGCCGGUGGAGGCCGCGGGGGCGUUCAGCCACCCUCUGCAGGCGCACGCAAUAUCGCAGGCACGGACACAACCGACGCCGCGUGGCACAAACAUGAGCAAAUGAUCCUCAUGGAAUCCUCGAGGCAUAAGCAACAAUUGAGCGGGAGAACAGGCACAGGUGGUGCACCGCUCUAUGGACGUCUAGUAGCCGAAGAGCCGCUGCCAGGAUGUGGUGCGGGCACCGGAAGUGGUGGUGUUAGCUCGGGGGUUGUACCUCAAGAGACACCCGUAGAUAUUCAUGCGAUGCAAGCGAGGAUACCCCAUAGGUUUCGGGACCCAGCGACUGCACCACUGCGAAAACUUAGUGUCGACCUUAUUAAAACCUACAAGCACAUCAACGAGGUUUAUUAUGCAAAGAAAAAAAGAAGAGCGCAACAGAUGCAAGGCGAAGAUGGGUCUCAUAAAAAAGAAAGAAAGCUCUACAACGACGGUUGGGACGAUGAUAAUCAUGAUUAUAUUAUUAAAAAUGGUGAAAAGUUUUUGGAUCGAUAUGAAAUUUAUUCAUUAAUAGGUAAGGGCAGCUUUGGCCAGGUGGUAAAGGCGUUUGAUCACGAGGAACAAACUGAGGUGGCAAUAAAAAUUAUUAAAAAUAAGAAGCCUUUCCUUAAUCAAGCGCAAAUUGAAGUUAGAUUAUUAGAAAUGAUGAAUAGAGCGGAUACCGAUAACAAGUAUUAUAUAGUUAAACUGAAGAGGCACUUUAUGUGGCGAAACCAUUUGUGUCUGGUAUUCGAGCUACUGUCUUAUAAUCUUUAUGACCUACUUAGAAAUACGAAUUUCCGCGGAGUAUCCUUGAACCUAACGAGGAAGUUCGCUCAACAACUAUGUACUGCCCUCAUGUUUCUGUCCACACCGGAAUUGAACAUUAUUCACUGUGAUCUGAAGCCCGAAAAUAUUCUUUUGUGCAAUCCUAAGCGAAGUGCGAUAAAGAUUGUGGAUUUUGGAAGUUCGUGUCAACUUGGGCAGAGGAUAUACCAGUACAUUCAAUCUAGGUUUUAUCGGUCGCCUGAAGUUUUACUCGGAAUUCCGUAUGACCUCGCGAUAGACAUGUGGAGUCUCGGAUGUAUUCUAGUAGAAAUGCACACAGGCGAACCUUUAUUCAGUGGUGCCAAUGAGAUUGACCAGAUGAAUAAAAUAGUGGAAGUAUUAGGAAUGCCGCCGAAACAUAUAUUGGACCAAGCGCACAAAGCGCGGAAAUACUUUGACAAAGUCCCAACGGACGGAUCUUAUGUGUUGAAAAAGUCGAAAGACGGUAAAAAAUAUAAACUUCCGGGUACGAGGCGACUGCAUGACAUUUUAGGAGUUGAAAGUGGUGGUCCUGGUGGCAGAAGAUUAGGCGAGCCUGGCCACUCAAUCUCAGAUUACCUCAAAUUCAAAGAUCUCAUCCUGAGGAUGUUAGAUUUUGAUCCAAAAACGAGAGUUACACCGUACUAUGCGCUGCAGCACAACUUUUUUAAACGAACGGCUGACGAGGGGACCAACACUAAUAUUGCAGCUGCCAAUAGUGCAAACACUAGUCCGGCGGUGGUGUCAAUGAGCCAGGACAGUGGACUGGUUACCAUGUCAGGACAAAGCAGCGGGAGCACUAACAGCUUGAUGCAAGUGCUCAAUCUGCCUGGUGGCUAUCAACCGAUGGAGUGCGAAUCCUCGCCCCGUCACUCGGUCAGCCGGCGUGCCAUAACUACCGGCUAUUCAUCGACGCCAGCCACUGAGGCGCCUACGUCCGCCCCAACGUCCAUGUCGUCAAUGGACAACUCCCGAAUACAAAGCUCUCUUGGCUCUUACAACAGCCUUAUACUCCCUGGAAUGGCUCAUCUACCGGCUAUGAUGACCUCACCAAUGAUCCAACAACAGAAUUUUUACAAUUACGGAUACUCAGGCACGGAUUCCCAUGCUAUUGUCCGACAACCUGCAUCAGUAGCGACGGGCAAGCAGAGAGAUCCAGAGAGAGAAGAUAGCCCCAUGGUUGGCGUGUGCGUCCAGCAGAGUCCGGUCGCAAUACAUUGAAUUUAUUUCAUUUCAUUUUUCCCUAUUAGUGAAUGUCGUGGUAUUUAAAAAAUAAAUAAAUAACUAAACAACACGACUGCUAGAAGAUUUAGCCAAAAGAAAUCAACAGAUAAUUUCCCAGGAAGUUGAAUGCUUUAGCGGAUAUUUCUGAUCCCAAAGGAGACUUAUCUGUAAUUGUAACAAGAGUGACAGACACAAGUAAUGAGUGAAAAAACUGAAUAUAAGAAUAACAAGAAUUAAAAAAAAAAAAAGUUAAAUAAUAGCAAAUAUAAAUUUAACUUUGUCAUAUGACUGAAGAGAAGAAGGUAGAACAGAGAUGACAAUGAAGAUUACUUUAAGUAGGAAUGGAAGAAAAAAAAGAUAUUUUUUUUAUCAACAUGACCAGCCCAUCGUGUGUUGGGCAUGAACGAUGGACCAGGGGAAAAUAAGUGAAAAAAAAAUAUAGUAGAGCACCAUCAGUUAUGACACGGCCUAGUGAGGAUGAACCCAACUGGCCUCUCGGGUCCAGCCCGAUUUCAAAUGAACUGUUAAUACAGUUUAAUCGGUAUGCAUUAAGAAACUUAAUAAUUAGAUAAAUUAAACCUGGCAUCCGUAAAAUGUGUGGCCUAGAGAGCAAAAAAGUGAUAAUUACUACUACUAUUGCGUAACAAAAUAUAACAAUGUAACCAUGUACUCCAAUAGAGUUUUAUACACGAUGUCACGAAUGUAAUGGUUUAGUAAAUAAAGGCGAGAAGCCGCGUUGAAUGCUAGUUAUUUGUACAAUACACUUAUAGGUGAAUGAUUAAAAAUUUAAAAAAAGAGUGCAGCUUUAGGGUUUAGCUUUUAAGCGUGAGAGAAAUGUCAACUCGAUUCUUUUAUUAUUUGAUUGUGAAAAUGAACGAGUCGAAAAAAUAAAUUUAAUAAAUAUGUACGUAUGUAUGAGUGUGAGACACGAUGCUCUUAGCAACGUGCGAACAUCAGUUUGUUACUAACUAAGGACUUGAAACAAACGGGGUUUGCGCGGCUUAAAUAAUACAUAUUUAUACACUACAAAACAUUGAUAAGAAAUUUAAAGUAUACAUGUAAGAUUGAUCAUGAAUGGUAUAAUCAUACGCGAACUAGGUACAUUAUUAUAAAGAAUACACGCGUAUUGCAUAAAUAUGUUUCCAAUGCAUCGUUAUUGAUUUUUGGCGUUUAUUUUCAUCAUCGCUCUGAUUAUCACUACUUCCGCGAUUCGAGGGAUAAAAUAACAAUCACCAGUAUAAAAAAGUUUGGUGUUUAAAAGAAAUUUCGUACAGAAAAAAAAGAUUAUCUUAAAUUAGUAUCAUGUUCAUUGAUAUGCUUCCACUGAAGCUAAAUAAAAGAUUUAUUAACACCAUUGAAAUUAAAGAAACCGUAUAAAAUACACAAAAUAAUAAUAUUUGUAAUCAAUAAAAAUAAAAAAAAAUUUUUUAAAUUUUUUUUUGUAAAAAAAAUUAUAUUCAAACUUCCAUUUAAUUGAUAUGUGAUUUUUUUAUCUUGUUUUAUGUCUGAUGAUACACUGCAAUAGGUCUAGAAUAGUACCUGAUGCGAAUAAGUGAAUGAUUGUUUAAGCAUUAAAAUCCUUAGCAGUUGUGUCGAGUAAGAAUAAAAUGAUGAAAAAAAUAAAAUUGUAUCAUACGCGGUAUAUUUGAAUUUUAUUUAACAAACAUGGUAAAUAAUAAUAUUAUUAAAAUAUUAAUGAUAAUAAAAAUAAUAAUAAAUUAUAUAAUUAGCGCGUAUGAUGCAAUAAUUUUGAUGAAUUUCCUUCAAAAGUGCUUGCUAUCGAUAUCUUUUGUAAGAGAAUCAUAAUUAAGAAUGUGUGUGAAUAAUGCAAUAUUUGCUACACUUAAUUUGUGAGUAUAGAAAAAAUAAAGAGAGGAGAAAAAUAAUUUUUGCACAGUAUGUAUCGACUCGAAUCGUUUCACCGAGUUAACGGACGCGAUGAUGUUUAUUAUUAUUAGUAAUUUUAUUGUCAAAACAGGCUAUUGGCAAAAUAGCAUUGAUACAUAAUAAUAAUUUAUAUGUUUUAUUAAUUUUAUGUAAUUUGAAAUUAAUAAGAAAAUAAUGUACAAGAAAUGAAAAAAAUAAUAAUAAAAUCUCACGUGCUAAUUACGAAAAUCCGGUAAUCUUUAAACGUUUUAAACUCAUAUACCGUUAUUACGUUGCAGUGAAGAUUUUUUAAAAUAAUUUGUAUAUUUUUAUACAAGCCGAUAGAUCUGCGUCGAUAUUUUGAUCUACCGACGUAGUUUAUUUAUGACAUAAUAUCCGCGGUGAUUAUCGAUGACAUCCAUUUAGGUAUUAUCCUAUCAUGCAUGCAUUUACCUCACAUCGACACUCGUAGCUUCAGCUAACUAAAGAAUGCAAAUCUGAUUUCAAAUGAGUAUAUUUCGAAAAAAAAAAAACUUAUUCAAAAUGAUAAUACCAAAAAGUAAAACAUUUGUCACUGUAGAAAGCUAAAAAAAGUUUAGAUAAUAAUCCAUAAAUCAUGAGUGGUGAUUCUUUACUAUAUAUUACAUCACAUUUGACCUCGACAAUUUUUCUAAUAAUACAUUUCAAUAUCAGAAAAAAUUAUCCGUCGCUCAUUAUUUUAUUAUUAUUGUUGUUACGAUGAUGAUUAUUAUUGCUAUUAUUACUUUUUAAUUUAACGUAAAUACUAUGAUUAUUAUUAAUAUUAUUAAUAUUAUUGUUAUUAUUUAAGUACAUAUUUCUGAACCUAAUGAUGGUAAAAAACCAAGAGAAAUUAGAUAAAACGUUGAAAGUGACAAAAUUAAAAUGUAUGUGUGAUAAUGAUUCAGAACAUUGUUCUUAUGAUAUUCUGUAUCUAAAAAUCAACUAAUAUUGUUAAUUAUUUUGCACUAAACGUUAAAAAGGAUGAUAAUUAUUUUUACACAUUUAAAUGCAAGGUAUUUUUAUGCCUUCUUAAAAUAAAGAUGCAAUAUUAGUGUCGCAGACUGAUAAACAUGUAAUUUUACAAGCGAAGUAGAUAGAGGACUUUCAAAUAAUAUAAAUAACACGCUUUCAUAGCCAAACUGCCGAAAAAAUGAACCAGAAAUAUAUCGUAUGCAUAUGUUUAUUAACAAAGUAAAUAAACAGAGUUUAGAGAAAUGUUUUUGAUAAAGAAUAAUUGAUUUUUGGAUACAGAAUGAUAUUGUGUGAACUAAAAAGAAUAACUUUAUUUACAAAACUACUGUAACAUGAUUUCUUAUAACAAUCUUUAAUUUUGCGAAUUGACUAUUGUAAUUAAUAAGAUAAUUAAGUAAUAAUAUAAUUUCUAGAAAUUGUAAUAAACGAGGAAUUAAACGUGACUGAUGUCGAGGAUUAAUUUUCAUUGGUAAAAACAUUGGUUUAUUUUUCAUUCAAUGAUACUUUCACAUAUGUUUUAAAAUCAAAAAAUAUAUUUUUGUUUUACUUGUAAUUAUUAAUUUUUAUUAAAACAACGAUAAAUCAUUAACAAAAAAGAAAUAAAACAAAGUACUGGAUUAAUGUCAGUAUUUUUGAGUAUGUUGGAAUGAUUUAUUUUAAUAAAAAAAUUACUUUAUUUAUUCUUCUAAACGUAAUGAUCAUUAUAAAUGAACAAAAGUUAAAAAAAAUUGCCAUUCAAAAAUCAUAAAAUACAGUCUAUAUUUGAGCCAAUUAGCAAACAAAAAAAUGUAUACAACUCAUAGACUAAGGACUGGCCGAGACAUGUUCCAAGCGAUUUUAUCCAAGUGAUUUUAAAUAUGGAUUUUAUAAUAUCGUUGUCAUAUAGUUUAGUUAUAAUACUUGGAGUCAUUCAUUUAAAUACUUCUAUUAGUAUAUUUUUAUUAUAUUUAUCGUUUUUAAACUCAAACGAAAUCAUCAUAAUUGAAUUAUUUUUUGCAUGAAGCUCGAGUGUGUGGUUUUUAACGUGAAAAAACAACAAAAUAGGUAAACAAAUAAAUAAUUGAAAAUACUGUUGAGUCAGUCGCACGAUUAAUUUGUAUUUCAUUCAAAUGAUAAUAAUAAAGAUUGUAUUCAUAUUGAUUUAUUUUGUAGUAUCAAGAUCGCCUGCAUUUUUAUAGUAAAAGAAACACACUUACACUUUUGUAAAUAUGCAUCAUUCACUGUAAUAUUCAUAGUCUUCGAUUAUCGAUAAAACAUUCAUCAUUUUUUGUUGAUGAUUUAGGUAUCAAUGAUGCAAAAGUAAUAAUAGUCUUAAAUAUUAAUGAAACAAAUGUUACAAAAUAUUUGGUAUUUUGGCAAUACCUCAGAACGUGCCGCGGCCAGAAAAAAAAAUAAAAUAAGUUUCCUAACGACAUGUGUAAAAACAUUGUGUUCAGAAUAAAAUAUACUAUAAUACGACUGAAAUGCCCUGACUUGAUGAAAUCGACUUUCCAGAUUAAAAAUAAUCAAUAAAUAAAUGAACUACGCAUUUUCUCAAUCUCGAAUGUCGUAAUUCGUACUCGUUUCAGGGCGAAAUUAUAAGAAGUACAUAUACAGAAGCAGAAGAAAAAUCCAAACCAAUUUAUUAUGAAAUAAAAAGAAUUUAAAAAAUCCCCACGCAAAAGAAGGCAAAAGGAAAAUUGUAUUUAACCUGUAUACACUGACAUAUUAUAAUUAUUAUUGUGAUUAUUAUUAUAUACAAUACUGGAUACUGGAAUUAAGAAUUUGAAACGAUAUUACAUAAGAUUAAUAAUAAA